Messenger RNA from Eucalyptus grandis, 748 nucleotides. Its product is annotated as GEM-like protein 4. The record is from RefSeq and is a predicted model, not a curated record. The coding region runs from base 1 to 522 and encodes 173 amino acids. The transcript is spliced from 4 exons. Lineage: Eukaryota; Viridiplantae; Streptophyta; Magnoliopsida; Myrtales; Myrtaceae.
AUGAAAGUUAAAAGGUGGGAUGAACAAGCUCGGAAGAAAGCAGAUAUUCUUGCACGUGGAGUUCGAGAACAUGUGAGCCUAAGUCCCAAGAUUACAAAAACAGUGAAAGGAAAAUUGAGAAUGGGGGCGAGAGUUCUUCAACUUGGAGGAAUGGAUAAGGUGUUCAUGGACUUAUUUAAUGUCGGAGUUGGCGAAAGGCUAAUGAAGACCUUCCAAUGCUAUCUGUCAACUUCAGUUGGUCCUAUAGGAGGUCUCCUCUUUAUCUCCACCGAGAGAGUGGCCUUUUGCAGUGAGAGAUGUAUAAAACUGGUUUCUCCGGAUGGAGAAACAACCAAAGUCCAUUACAAGGUGAUGAUCCCGCUUAGAAAGAUAAAGAUGGCAAAUGAGACAGAGAACGUGGAGAAGCCGUUGCAGAAGUACAUCCAGAUUGUAACUGUAGAUAAUUUAGAGUUCUGGUUCAUGGGAUUCUUGAACUAUCAGAAAACACUAAAGCAUCUUCAGCGGGCAAUUUCUCAAGCAUAGGCUGUUUGAAGUCGAUUUGAAUUGGCCUAAAAGGACUCUUUUGAAAAAAAAAAAACUCUUUAGUUCUUCUGUGUCAGAUAUAUGUACAAUUGGGACAUGUCAACAUUGUAAAAAAGUUGUCAAUGAGGAAGUGCUGUUAAAUCCAAUAUCCUCUCUCUAGCAGCUCUCCAAGACAACAUUCUCAUCGGAGUCUUUAAGUUUUAUCCUGGUCGACUUUCACAUGGAA